Neurospora hispaniola is the source of this 2522-nucleotide messenger RNA. RefSeq lists its product as uncharacterized. The transcript is spliced from 2 exons. The coding region runs from base 501 to 2522 and encodes 673 amino acids. The record is from RefSeq and is a predicted model, not a curated record. NCBI's taxonomy places the organism in Eukaryota, Fungi, Ascomycota, Sordariomycetes, Sordariales, Sordariaceae.
CGCAUAUCCAGGAUGGGUAACUGGCUUGUCACUAAUUUUUUUUUACCCUUUUAUUGCUCUAUUGUUUCCGUAAGCUUUCAAGGCAUGGAUUGCGCUGUCGGACUAGGCAUUGUAUGCCGAUAGAUUGAAUAUGACAGGAAAUCUACCUGUGAAUGGUCCGGUCGGCGUGGGUGGGAGAUUGAAGAGUAGACGUCUCGCGAGAAAAUGACAGGAGCGGCUCUUGCCGUAUUGAUAACUUGGAAGGUUCCGUGUAUCAAAAGGCAACAGCAGCAAAGCCUACGUCUCGUCAGUCAGAGAUCUGCCACUCCAUGUCCGACUCACUUUCUAAUCCAACCUCUGCAAUUCCCGCCCGCGAGAGAAACUGUCCCCUAAGCCAGCACCACGUCCCGGGUUUACCUCGUUUCAUUUCCUGUGCAUCCUUAUAAAAGCAUUCAGAUUGAGCAUCUGCAGCCUGUCCUUCUCAUCCCUUGCGCCAGUACUCCACCAUUCGAUGCCUCAAGAUGGAUGAUCUUUCCUCCCCUGUUGUAUCCGCUUCAUGCUCCCCCGGGAGCUUGACGUACGCGGAGGUCAUCAGGAUCCGACGAAACCUAGAUCGCAACACCGAUACCAUGUACGACGACCUUCGCAAAACUGAGCUCGAUGAUUGGGAGCUCCCCAGGCCGUUACUUCCUCACCCGUAUCUCAGGCAGUUGCCUCCUUUACCCUCAACUCUGUCCCGGCGCGGCACAGUGUCCGAGAACGAUUCUCCCGCUGACGUGCCAUACGUGGUGGGCGGUUUAGCAAGCGUGGCAGCGGUUCAACUUCUGCGAUCCUGUCUGAGAAACACGCCCGAGUUCCACAAAUCUCAAACACCCACAAGCCUCAAUAAUCCAGACAUCAACCUCUACCUCCUCCGAAAACACGAAGCCGCACAGUCCGACAUGUCCGCACGAUUGGAAACCUGCGUAUGGACGUCCAGUACCACCCAGCUGCAGACAGAUACAACGGGCAUUACGAUCUGGGGCACAAAGAGCACAGGAACGGACGGGGCUUUCAGCAGCCGUCCUGAAAGCACCGAGAAGCAGGAGGAACGACCAUCCAUCCGUCGCAUAGUAACACCCGAUAUCAGCUCAAUAUUGCAUCGUGGUUCAACGCCCAACUCCUCCAGGUCUCAAAGGUGCACGCCUUCUGACGCUUCUCGUAGCCAUGGCACAGGAAGGACAGCAACAUUUGCCUUCAAUAGUGGAUGGCAGACGCAAGAUGGCCUCGUCAAGUGGAACGAGGGUGCCCCUGGCCUCGACAGAUCCAAAAGCUCAAGGUCCCCCGAUGACGAGUCCCCUGAUGACGACCUCGGGAGACGAUCCUCACCCGGCCAGACCCAAAACGGCGGCAGUCGCAAACAAUCACUCGACACGUGUUCUUGCCCAGAUCUGGGAAGAGAUGAGGACGAGGAAGCCGAACGUCCAGGUCUACCACGCAGGCGAACAGACGGCCCCAAGGUUCACUGUCCGCACCAUCAUUUCAAAGACGUAUACCAACGCUCUCAAUCCGUUUGCCCAUGUGAACCCCAGCUGGACAUCCAUAGGGUCCGGGAUCCCAGAAAUCGCCGCCGCUUAAAUCGCGAAGACGUCGGGGUAUUCUCGGACUUGGGAACGGGCGCGGCCGGGCCACUCAGCAACGCUCCAGCGCAAGAAUACUCCCCUAAGCUGCUUGCCAUUGCCGGCGUGAUGAUCGCAACCGGAGAGCUGGACCGGCUUUCACUGGGAAGUAGCGGUCAUAGUCGUCGUCAUUCUCUAUCUCAAGCUUCACAGAUCAGUGUCAGCAGCUCGACAGACGCGGACGAAGAAGAAGAAGAGAUUCCUCCCCUGCCACCGAUCAAAACUGCUGUUGGGACGCCUACGGCUCAAGGACCGUUUGGGUCAUCAUCGUUUCGCGCGAAGAGACCGGCGUCUCGCCGCUUGUCAGAAAUAUGGAACGCUUCCUGGGAUAACGACAACCAAGAGGAUGAUGAGGGUGAUGAAAGUCCUUUGGAAAAGCGGUCGAGUUCUCCCGGUCUUUACGAUUUGGAAUCCCCAAGGUUGACCGGGGCUCGCGAAGAUGACGUGAGUCCCGGGGGCGGCGCCAAUGCGGAAACCCCCCGGCUUUCAUGGCCGCCGAAUCUGAACCGCGUGAAUCAAUGUCUCAGGGAACAGGGAGGAUAUUUUGGUCGAGGUCGAAAUGGGGAGGAUAUGAGUACACAGGACGACGGGGAAAGUCCGGAGUGGACAGAGACGGAGGAGAGAAGAGGUAGCAAUCUCACUCUCCGAAAUGAUGGGGACCCGAGUGAUGAGUACCCUUCGGACACGUCACCGUCUACCUGUGAAUGCACGCAUUGCGAACAUGCUGGGUAUUAUGUCAAGGUUACUGAUGACGCUGUAGAUCAUGGUGAGCAUGAGGUGCAGUUGGACAAGGAUGAAGUUGGUGGAGUGAUGCAGCGUUCGGGGUCGACUCAGACUAUUAUCCAUACACCUACGAGGCAUUCGAGCCAGGAGGCAGGAGACUGA